Ceutorhynchus assimilis (cabbage seed weevil) is the source of this 4910-nucleotide messenger RNA. The record is from the annotation of a GenBank genome assembly. Lineage: Eukaryota; Metazoa; Arthropoda; Insecta; Coleoptera; Curculionidae.
UUUGCACCUGAGGUAGCAGCGGCGCGCUGCUUUGCUUGUUUAUUCUUAUUGCAGGCGCUUCUAGCUGUGCUUGUAGUACACACUUUACCGUUACAACAGGCGCGCUAAUCUGUUUGCUGAAUAUCGCGCUCUACCUUACCCGCUCUUGCUUAGCUCCUAGACUACAGUAUUACAUUAUGAACAGUGCAAUUUGAUGACGAAAACGCGUAGUGGAUAAACAACUGAGUAGGUAUAGUUGUUUGGAGUCUUAAGUUUCCGCAAGUCGGCGUCGCGCCGAUACGCAACAAAGUUUCGCGUGAUAAAAAUGUAGUUGUAAGAUUCAGAUUUUCAAACCGAGUGAUUUUGCCGCUAUUUUUUGACGUUUGAUAAAUGGACAAAAAUGUCAUCUCUGGCUGCAUCAUAGCUGGAUGAAGCGUUAGUUGAAUUAUUUUAUUAUGGACAAAAAUGGAAGAAUAAACUUUUUCUUCUUUUUGUAUAAGAAUGCAGAAUGACGACAAUUUUCUGAAAACCUGAAUCUACUCAUGGCAAAGUAACCAGGAAUUAUGACCCUUACGCGUACCCCGUGUGAGCUCGACAAGAUGAGCCUUUUCCAAGAUCUGAAACUGAAAAGGAGAAAGGUCGAUUCAAGAUGCAGCAGUGACGGCGAAUCGGUCGCCGAUACCAGCACGUCAUCGCCAGAUCUCGUCAUCCCGUCGUCACCCAAAAUGUCGGACGCCGUGCUCAAUCCGCCCAGUCCAGAUUCGACGCCCAUCCACACUCAGAUGAUCAAACCUGAGCCCACACUGGACAAGGUAUCCAACAGACUUGAAGAUUCAGGAGUGUUCGACGGAGGUGGUGGUCCGGUUUCAGCGCCAAUAGGACCAGUAACCACUGCCAGUGUCAUUCGAAGUUUGAGAAGUCAAAGUCCACCAGCUUUACGACCAGCACCACCAUUCAGUCCAUCCCUACCGCCUCGCCCGCAUAGUUCACCUGGUAGACCGGCUAACACAAGUCCUGUGAUCAAACAUACGCCUCUCUUGCUUCAUCAUCCCACCACACCGAGUCCGCCUAGGAACCUUACACCAACAUUGCUUUCCGGUUCUGAAUCUUCAUCAGCUUCAAAUUCAUCAUCGUUUGCCGCGCAAUCACGACAAAGAGGUGUCAUUAUUAGUCAGCCCCAAGCCGCUUUAGUGCAAAGCCAGUUAUGGUUAAAGCACCAACGAAUCAACGGAGUAAAGCCAGAACUGAUAGGGGGCAGCUUCGGAACGCAAUCACCAACGCACGUUCCAGAUUUACGAUCACCAGGCAGUCCGAUUUCGAGGACAACUACUACGCAACCAGUGCGACAAACACCUACUGUUAUCAUGGGAGAAGCUGGCGGAGUACGUACCAUGAUCUGGUCGCAACCAGCUAUGUGUAAUACUCCAACUUCGCCAACUGGUUUAGAGCCGCCAUUGUUUCCUACAACAUCCACAUGGUCUCCUGCAGGAAGCCCUCUAACAAAUCCAGAAGAGAGUGCUGCGCAAAUGCUUUUGAAUCUAGGCCAGGAUAACCGAUUAGGACGAAUACCUGUAAGCAGAUCCAUGAUCUCACCUCAAUCGCCUUCCCAAUCAGCUCCAUCCAUGUCUCCAGCUCCUUUAAACAUGGAAAGGCUUUGGGCAGGUGAUCUUCGUCAAAUUCCUUUAUCGCAACAAACUCAGGCCCUGAAUCUCACCUCACCUACAGGUCUAGGACCUCCGAGUUUAUUUCCUAGUACCCCAGAUUUAAGACUGGUCGGAUUAGGUCUUGAGACCAGCACAGGUAAUGAACAGCAGGAACAGGGCGAAGAAGAAGAAACACCAAUGAUUUGUAUGAUCUGUGAAGACAAAGCUACGGGAUUACAUUACGGAAUAAUAACGUGCGAGGGCUGUAAGGGGUUCUUCAAACGGACAGUUCAGAAUCGGAGAGUGUACACGUGCGUGGCGGAUGGAAAUUGUGAGAUUACUAAAGCCCAAAGGAAUCGGUGUCAGUAUUGUCGAUUUAAGAAGUGCAUAGAACAGGGAAUGGUUUUACAAGCGGUACGAGAAGACAGAAUGCCCGGCGGAAGAAAUAGCGGAGCUGUAUAUAAUUUGUACAAAGUGAAAUAUAAGAAGCAUAAAAAGCCUAAUAAGACGGCGAUGAAGAAUCAGGAGAAAAGCAUACAGCAGUUUAAAGCGGAGCAGCAACAGCAGCAGCAACAACAGCAACAGCCUGCAGGGAUACCAUCGAAUUUAGUCAACGGCACAAUCCUGAAAACAGCUUUAACCAAUCCCAGCGAGGUGAUCCGGCUGCGGCAGCGGCUGGACAGCGCAGUGUCCAGUUCGAGGGACCGUAACUUUUCUGUGGACUACGCGCUGUCCAUGAUCAAAACUCUGAUCGACUGUGAUGAGUUCCAGGACAUAGCGACGCUACGAAAUCUGGACGAGUUGCUCGACCACAACACGGACCUUAGCGAGAAAUUGUGCAACAUUGGCGAUUCGAUAGUUUAUAAAUUAGUGCAAUGGACGAAGAGACUACCUUUUUACCUGGAACUGCCCGUUGAAGUCCACACGCGGCUGCUGACGCAUAAAUGGCACGAGCUACUCGUGCUUACCACGUCAGCUUACCAAGCCAUUCAAAAGGCGGCCAACGAGCAACAGGUGCAGCAGCAGACGUCUACCACGCUCAUUGAACCGGACUUUAACCAGGAGGUGGAAACCAACUUGUGCACCUUACAAAACUGUUUGACGUCGAUGAUGGGACGGGAGAUAACGAUAGAACAGCUAAGGCAAGAUGUGGGACUGAUGAUCGAAAAAAUCACUCAUGUAACUCUCAUGUUUCGACAGAUUAAACUGACUUUGGAGGAAUAUGUGUGCCUUAAAGUUAUCACAAUGCUUAAUCAAGCAAAACCGAGCAGUGGUUCGACCAACAAUGAACUGGAAACCAUCCAUGAGCGAUAUAUGACUUGCCUACGUGUUUACACACAACACAUGUAUCCUCAGCAAACGACCAGAUUUCAAGACUUACUAGUUAGAUUACCUGAGAUACAGUCUGCAGCAUCCCUACUAUUAGAAAGUAAGAUGUUUUACGUUCCUUUUUUACUAAAUUCUGCGAUUCAGAGGUAGUAGCGAGCCUGCACUGAUUAUUGGAACUUAGGUGAAAUGAAAUAAUAUAGUCUCUAAUGCUAUAUUAUUGCUAUCAGAAAUUAUAAUGACUUAUAUAUGUUGGAUGUACAUAUAUAAAUAAAACAAAAAGUCGUAUCUAUAGGUAGAUACAUAUUUUAGAAACAAACAAAAAAAAACCUUCGGUCUAUACGUCGUCGUUAUAUUUAAUGAAAAAAAUUACUCGUUAAUUUUUCGGUUUGUUAUGUCGAUGCUCGGAUUUUAAUUAUAAUAGGAUGCGAUUUUCCCGUAUUCGAAUGGACUGAUGUUUAUUAAUAACAAUAUGAAACACCACGAGACGCCCAAAGGAAAAAUAAUAUCUAUUUUACUUUCUUGUCAACCAUUUCUAGUCUAUUUUUACCCUCUUAUAGUUUGUUUUUCUUUGUAUCUUACCCCUUCGUUUUAAAUUUUACCUAUCUUUCAUGUUGUGUUUUUAUUUAUUUUUUAUUUGUUUAGUUCCUUAUUUUUUUCUAUUUUGUAAAAAAGAUGUUAUUUUUCCAAAACUGAAAAAAAAUUACGUAUUAUUAUAAUCCUAAAAUGUAAUAAAGACUUGCAUAUUGAUGCAUUUUGUAUUACCCAGUUUACCUUUUUUUUUUCACUAUGUGAUUUGAUUUAGUUAGCCAAGAACAUUACCUGAAAAGUCAACCAUGUGUCCUAAGCUACAGGGUGUUACAAUUUAAAAAAAAAAAAGUUUUUGGCUAACUAGUUAAAAAUAUUGUCGAUAAGAAAUUGUAUAUCUCAAAGAUCUAUUUAUCUACUAUCAUAAUCUAUAUUUCAGAUUUUGACUUCAUCACCUUUUCCUGAUAAAUAAACCUUUCUAAGCAGUAGCUUAUUCCACAUAUUUAGCUUUUAUUAAUUUCAAAAUGUACCUACAUGAAUUACUGUAUAACUAAGGUGAUGAAGUUAUUAACAUGGGCAAAUUUAGUUUGAAUUCUUGAAAAAAAAAGACAUCAAUUUUAAUAUAAUACGAAUUCUAACUGGAUUAAGCCGUAAAAGUAAAUACAAAACAGACAUCUGACUCUAUGAAGUACAAAAAGCAUUGCCAUUAGGUGUUAUAGUUAACUGACAUGGUAGUAGCGCAGAGCUAUUUUUUCGCAAGAUGUGUAAUAUUUAUUCUGUAGAAGUAGAAUUUCAUAAUAAUUUAUUGCCCUUAUGUAAAGCUAAUUUCAAAAUACUGAGCGGCAACAUGGGAAUCAAACCACUCUAAAAGAAGAAAAAAAUUAACUUGGUACAAUGUGGUAGGUACCAAGGCAUAAUAAGGUAUGUGCAGCUUCGAAUAUAUAACUUCAACUAUAUUCUUCUCUUCCUCUUCUUCUUUUCAUUAUUUUUUCUUUGUAAUACAUUAAUGGAUGUCUAUGUAUUAGGUACUAGCCAUUUUAACCAACCUAUGGGCGUACUUGGUGUCUAUUCUUCUUUCAAAGAUGGCAAAUACUAUGACAUUAUUAUCUGAAUUUAUGAGUCAAAUAUCCCUUGUAUCAAAGUAUAACAACUUAUUCACUAUGCUCUUAUUUGAAGAAAUUGAAUAUACUUUUUUCAGGUUUCUUCCUACUUUCCUGAAUACUGUUCCAAUAAAAAGCACAAAUUCAUCAAAUAUUAAAUAAAUUAAUAUUGACAAAAAAUAUGUAGCAAAAACGGACAAAUAAAAAAUCAAUCAGAUCUGCGAUUCACAAAUCCACUUUAUCGUUAUAGAUUGUUGAUGUUUUUGAGCUUGGUUGUGUGUUUUUUCUAGGCUUUCUUUACUUACUCUAUUAGCUCCGGUAUCAACCAUCCAAG